Molecule: messenger RNA, 2607 nt
Organism: Leucoraja erinaceus (little skate)
Lineage: Eukaryota; Metazoa; Chordata; Chondrichthyes; Rajiformes; Rajidae
Gene: fzd10
Product: frizzled class receptor 10
Exons: 1
Coding region: 732-2501 (589 amino acids)
Biological process (GO): non-canonical Wnt signaling pathway; canonical Wnt signaling pathway
Cellular component (GO): plasma membrane
Molecular function (GO): Wnt-protein binding; Wnt receptor activity
Source: RefSeq, a predicted model, not a curated record
CUCACACAGCCGGCGGCGGUAUUUGGAUCUGUAGUCACUCAACAAGAAAAAAAAAGCGGCGGAAAUUUACCCAAAACAUGAAUGGUGUGACCCAGAUGCUUGUUUGCAAAAUAUGCUCAUCAUCUCUGCCCCCACCCCCACACACACACACACACCUCUCUCUCUCUCUCUCUCUCUCUGUGGCUGCUCUUUUUUUCCAUGCCUGUGUUUUCACAGUAGUCCCGCCCCCUUUUAGCUCACUUUGCAGUCGCUACUGAGAACGCCGCCCCCUUUCUCUCUCCCUCUCUCUGUCUCUCUGUCUCGCUCUCUAUUUACUUCCUCGUACCUGGGACAAGGCACUGCACACAGCAGCGCUCCUCCGAUACAAGCUCUUGGGGGUUUUCAGUGAGAGUUCCAGGGACGAUCGCCGCUGCUGAUUCUGUCUAUUCCGCUUCGCUUCGUCUUGGGCUGGUCACCUCUGUGGAUUUUUCAGCUGGUUCGGAGACGGGACCUUCCCUACCACAACUCCGGCUGCCUAACCCUGCUCUCCCCCCCAACCCCCACCCCCUUCUUCCAGCCCAGAAGCGCACGCCUAGCGAGAGGCUGGGGACGGCCGCCACUGGGCCAAGUUUAACGUGAAAACUUUGGACCGGUGUUUUGACUUACUCCUUGCGAGCGAUAGGAGAGGAGAGGAGAGGAGGGAGAGGAGAGGAGGGGAAGUCGGUGAAUAACUUCUCACGGCUGUGUUUGACAUGAGGUCGCCGGGGAUAGCUGGCUGUCUGUGCGUCCUGACCGCAUGGUUGACUCAUUUGGCCCUAGCCAUCAGUUCCAUGGACCCGGAGCGCUCGGAGCGAGAGGGUAGAUGUCAACCAAUAGAUAUCCCCAUGUGCCGGGACAUUGGCUACAACAUGACCCGAAUGCCCAACCUGAUGGGCCACGAGGAUCAGAGGGAAGCCGCCAUCAAGUUGCACGAGUUCGCCCCGCUGGUUGAGUACGGAUGCCACAGCCACCUCAAGUUCUUCCUGUGCUCUCUCUACGCCCCCAUGUGCACCGAGGAGGUGUCCAUCCCUAUCCCCGCCUGCCGGGUGAUGUGCGAGCAGGCCCGCUACAAGUGCUCGCCCAUCAUGGAACAGUUCAGCUUCAGGUGGCCCGAGUCGCUGGAUUGCAGCAAACUCCCCAACAAGAACGACCCGAACUUCCUCUGCAUGGAAGCGCCGAGCAACGGGUCGGACGACCCGACCCGGGGAGCAAGCGCCUUCCCUCCCAUCUACAGACCGCACCCCAGAGGAGGAGCGGGGGGCUCACAGGACACAUACCAUAUCCCCAAAGAGAGCCCGGGCAAAACGCUCUGCGAGAACUCGCACAAGUUCCACCGGGUGGAGAAGAGCGCGUCGUGCGCGCCUCUCUGCUCCCCCAACGUGGAUGUCUACUGGGCCACCCACGACAAGGGCUUCGCUUUCGUCUGGAUCGCCAUCUGGUCCAUCUUCUGCUUCUUCUCCAGCGCCUUCACCGUCCUCACUUUCCUCAUCGACCCGCAGCGCUUCAAGUACCCCGAGAGACCCAUCAUCUUCCUCUCCAUGUGUUACUGCGUCUACUCUGCCGGCUACAUCGUGCGCCUGUUCGCCGGCAGGGAAAGCAUAGCCUGCGACAGGGACAGCGGGCACCUCUAUGUCAUCCAAGAAGGGCUGGAGAGUACGGGCUGCACCAUCGUCUUCCUGGUGCUGUAUUACUUCGGCAUGGCCAGCUCUCUCUGGUGGGUCGUCCUCACCCUCACGUGGUUCUUGGCUGCCGGCAAGAAAUGGGGCCACGAAGCCAUCGAAGCCAACAGCAGCUACUUCCACCUCGCCGCCUGGGCGAUCCCAGCCGUCAAGACCAUCAUCAUCUUGGUGAUGAGGAGAGUGGCCGGGGAUGAGCUGACCGGGAUCUGUUACGUGGGGAGUAUGGACGUGAACGCGCUGACCGGGUUCGUGCUAAUCCCUCUCGCUUGUUACCUGAUCAUCGGCACCUCCUUCAUCCUGUCCGGCUUCGUGGCGCUUUUCCACAUCCGACGGGUGAUGAAGACCGGCGGCGAGAACACGGACAAGUUGGAGAAGCUGAUGGUGAGGAUAGGAGUCUUCUCCGUCCUCUACACCGUGCCCGCCACCUGUGUCAUCGCGUGUUACUUCUACGAGCGCCUCAACAUGGACUAUUGGAAGCUGUUGGCCACCCAAGAGAAGUGCAGGAAGGACAAGCACUCGAAUGACCUGGACUGCACCAUGACCAGUUCCAUCCCAGCAGUGGAGAUCUUCAUGGUGAAGAUCUUCAUGCUUCUGGUGGUGGGCAUCACCAGCGGGAUGUGGAUUUGGAGCUCCAAGACCUUGCAGUCUUGGCAGAACAUCUGCAGCAAAAGGUUCAGGAGGAGGGUGAGGAGGAAGCCCGCCAGCGUUAUCACGAGUAGCGUCGGGGGGUCUUACGGCAAGGCCCACCCUCCCUUGAAACCGCACGGGAAAUACGAACCCGCUCUGCCACCAACUUGCGUCUGACCUCGUAUCAAUCCCGCUCCUUCCAACUUCUGAUUCGGGAGACAUCCUGAGAUUCAGGGGGGGACAUUUGGCCGUACACACCAAACAAAAAAAGACCCCCCCCCCC